This is a messenger RNA of Danio aesculapii, 848 nucleotides long. It is a transcript of the gene rsl24d1, whose product is annotated as ribosomal L24 domain containing 1. NCBI's taxonomy places the organism in Eukaryota, Metazoa, Chordata, Actinopteri, Cypriniformes, Danionidae. Gene Ontology annotation, cellular component: nucleolus. Gene Ontology annotation, biological process: ribosomal large subunit biogenesis. Bases 81 to 566 code for a protein of 161 amino acids. The transcript has 6 exons. The record is from RefSeq and is a predicted model, not a curated record.
CGGAAUCGCGCGUUCUCUUUUCCGCCUGUGUUCGCAGCGCAGCGACACAUGUGCGAGCGAAAUCAUAAUAUUCGGUAAAAAUGCGCAUCGAGAAGUGCUAUUUCUGCUCGGCGCCGGUUUAUCCGGGACAUGGGAUGAUGUUCGUGAGGAACGACUGCAAGGUGUUCAGAUUCUGCAGGUCAAAGUGCCACAAAAACUUUAAGAAGAAGCGAAACCCAAGAAAGACCAGAUGGACCAAAGCCUUCAGAAAAUCUGCAGGAAAAGAGCUGACAGUGGAUAAUGCACUAGAGUUUGAGAAGCGCAGAAACACUCCAGUCAAAUACAACCGAGAGCUCUGGAGCAGAACGGUGGAGGCCAUGAGGAAGGUUGAAAGCAUCAAACAGAAGCGUCAGGCUCGCUUCAUCAUAAACAGGUUGAAGAAAGGCAAAGAGCUGGAGAAAGCAGCAGACAUCAGUGAAGUCAAGAAGAACAUUCACCUCAUCAAAGCUCCACACGCAGGUCAAGCCAAACAGCUGGAGGACAAGAUGGUCCAGAAACUGGCAGAAGACGUGGAAAUGGACGAGUGACCUGAUAAACAAGCUUGAUCUAUGGACCUUUUGUUUGUGUUAUAUUGAAGAUCAUCGCUGCUCCUCAUUUGCAUCCAUAUGAAUAUUCAUCAGAAUCCAGGUGGAGUGAAAUGGACUGAUUUGCAUGUUUCUCUCUGAGAAAUGCACUUAACCUGUUGAUGUAGUGGAUAUAAACAGAUGAUUUAUCACAUCAGCUGUUCUGAUAUCUCUGCAUUGAGCUGAUCAUGUUCACUGGCACUGAAUUUGUGCUAUAAUUGUGCUAAUAAAACAGUUCAGAUACAA